Molecule: messenger RNA, 555 nt
Organism: Symbiodinium natans
Lineage: Eukaryota; Dinophyceae; Suessiales; Symbiodiniaceae
Source: the annotation of a GenBank genome assembly
AUGUGUGAACGUGUGUUGCAGAGGCCAUCUGUAGGCGCGAGCUCAAGCCAUCUCCAGCUCUUAACUCACUUCGCCAAUCUCAGUCCUGCCAUGAGCCAACCCUUUCUUUCGAACUUAACACUCGUCGACUUCGAUGGCAAAUUUCAGCUCUACCUCUCCGAUCGCGCGCUGCGAUUUACCGACAGCGGUGAGCAGAACAUGAAGAUCAUCCCGCGUGACAGUGUCGCAGCUGUCACCGUUCGAGACACGGACCUCUCGUUCUCCACCACGGACAUUCCGAAAGCGCUGGGCUUUACUCUGGUAAGCAUGGCGUUGUCAGGGUGGCUUGCUCGCCGAUCCAUGUACGGCCUCGUCCAUGCCAAAGGUGCGCUGGACGCCUGCUCUGUCGUUGGAGCACUGGGAGGAGGGUGGGCCGGAAUGCGGAUGGGAUGCUGGCUCUUCCGCAACACGCACAUCCAAGAUGGAUCCUUUGUAGAGGUGCACACUCCUGCAGGAGCACAAAGUUUCAACUGCAGUGAUGCUCAAGCGAGGGAGUUCACACGACUCUUCACUUGA